Leptinotarsa decemlineata (Colorado potato beetle) is the source of this 436-nucleotide messenger RNA. It is a transcript of the gene Blot, whose product is annotated as bloated tubules. Gene Ontology annotation, biological process: nitrogen compound transport; amino acid transport; sodium ion transmembrane transport. Gene Ontology annotation, cellular component: plasma membrane. Gene Ontology annotation, molecular function: glycine:sodium symporter activity. The record is from RefSeq and is a predicted model, not a curated record. NCBI's taxonomy places the organism in Eukaryota, Metazoa, Arthropoda, Insecta, Coleoptera, Chrysomelidae.
GUCGUGCCAAACAUGGAUGUCGUACAUAUCAACAGCGUUAUGCACCAUAUCGAUGGCACUUGGACUAGGAAACCUUUACAGACUUCCUCAGACCACAAUGAUAAGAGGGGGACUGCCGUUUCUAAUAGCGCAUCUGAUCCUGACCACUUUUAUAGGGCUUCCUCUUCUAUUUCUUGAACUGGGAAUAGGCCAAAUGGCACAAGAGGGGUUCAUCAAAUCUUGGAGGGCCAUACCGUUCUUCAAAGGAAUAGGAUACGUCAAAUUUCUUGCAGGAUGCAUGUUGAGUAUCUACUAUCCAUUAUUUAUGACUUUAUCUUUAUACUACGUGAUAUGGAUUUGUAAAGGCCCGAUUCCUUUUCAAGAAUGUUCUGCAGGCGUGAAGAUGACACAGGUAGGUGACCUCAAAAAAUGUUAUAUUAUGGUUACUUUGGGUUGA